AAAACAUUGACUCCAGUAUAAGCCGAGGGUGGUAAAUUUCAGAAAUAAAAAUACAUUCCAAUUACCAUAUAUACUCGAGUAUAAGCCGACCGGAAUAUAAGCCAAGGCACCUAAUUUUAUCACAAAAAAACAGGGAAAACAUUGACUCCAGUAUAAGCCGAGGGUGGUAAAUUUCAAAAAUAAAAAUAGAUACCAAUAAAAUUACAUUAAUUGAGGCAUCAGUAGGUUAAAUGUUUUUGUAAUUGGGAUACAUUUGCAAAUUCCAGUCAAUUACCAGUGGUUUGAACAGAGAAAAUGGCUUUUCAGCCCAUUAUAUAUAUUAAUAGGCUGGCUUUCAUGAUAGUUGUGCGUAUGACAAACAAACAAACAAAAGCCUUCAAGAAAAGGCUCUGCUUCCAACAGCACCAAACUUUCCUGAAAGCAGAACGUAUUAGUUUCACACUUCAGAGCCAAUUAACAGCCAAGCAGACCCGUGUUUUCGCUUAACGGUGCCAGCAUGUUUAUGCUAAGUGCCUAAUGUUACAAUCCCGUUUUUUCCGUAUCCCAUUUCGCCCCCUCCCCAGCUCCUCAAAUCAAUGAAUACGGUACUCCAUCAUUUCAUCUGAAGAAGUGGAUUGCAAGCCACAAAAGUUGAUACUAAAACAGGAGGGUUGAAUGAAAAGUAAUGCCUCCACCUUUGUAACUCCUCAACAGAUGGCAGUCCUGGUCUGUGGCAGGUAAUGGCUUGUUCAGGAGACUCUCAUCUACAGUUAGCUCCAUUUGGCGGGAAGCCUUAGCAUUGAACGGUUGUGUUGUUAAAGUGUGAAGUAUGGAACCCUGUGCAGACGGAGAAGCCUUAGCAUUGAAAGGUUGUGUUGUUAAAGUGUGAAGUAUGCUUGGCUAUCGGAAGAUCUGUGCACAGUUGGUCCUGUGAGACGCUGGUUGUGGAAACCGAGUGUCGACUUCUUCCCGUGACGGCUUCAGAAAACUUGUUCAUCGUUGGCAGAAAUGUAUCCAAUUAUCUGGUCAUUAUGUGGAAAAGUGAAUAGUGGUAAAGAGCACAUUCUUAGGAUUAUUUCUGCAUUUGAUUUAUUAAAAUAUUCCCAUCCAAACAGAAGUAACGAAGGUGGAGGCAUUGCUUUUAAUUCAACCCUCGUAGAUUUGGUCUUAAAGGUUCUACAGAACGGCUUUUUUUCCUUUACUUCCCAUACUGAAACAAACCAGCAUGGCUAACCCUUAACAGAUUGCUUGUGUGUAUAUUGUGUGGGUAUACCUUUCCUCCUCUGCAAUGCAUCCAUUCCUGGAGCCAGAAUUGACAUCUGGACGCGCACGGCUUUGUUUGGCAUGCACACAUCACACCCUCGCCCACAAUUACUUCCCACGCUGUCUUUGUUUUCCGACCGGGGUCUGCAGCCCCCUUUCAUUCAGAGGGGAGCAAAGAAAUUGGGCAACUGGUUUUCCUCGCACACCUCAUUCUCUCUCCCCCUCUCCUGCCACCCCUUCCAGCUUCACUUUCCCCUUUGUUUUUGUUCCAGGAAGUCACGACAUCAAGAGCAAGUCAAAGUCAAAGCCACAGCGCAAGGCACAGAAUCUUAUCUCGCCGGCACAGAUACUGCCUGUUGUGUUCCCCUACCAAUACCACUUGCUACGCAGGAGAGCUGGAAGGCACAGGACCAGUGAGCAAAGUGUUGGCAGAAGCUGGGGCUAACAGCAGGUGCUCAUUCCUCUCCCUGGAUUUGAACCUGCGACCUUUUGGUCCACAAGUUCAGCCGCUCAGCGCUUUAACACGCUGUGCCACCGCCCGCCACUCUGAAAAUCCCUAGAGGAGACAUAUUUUGUCAGAUGCAGGUGCGGGCUCCGAGGAUGGCGCAGGGCCCGCCAUGUCCCUCCGGGCGGCCCCGACAGAGGACGGCGGAGCCUCGGCGCCGGCGGGACCCCCGGAGCUGUCCCUGGAAGAGGUGCUGAAGGCCUACGAGCAGCCGCUCAACGAGGAGCAGGCCUGGGCCGUGGCCUUCCAGGUCUGCCGCGGGAUCCAGGGCGCCGGGAAGGACGGGCCCGCCCGGGGGCCCCAGGGGCGCCUCGCCGGACCCGCCGACCUCCUCCUCCGCCGGGACGGAGCCGUCGCCGCCAAAGGAGAGAGCGGCCUGGCCGAACUCCCAUUGACUUUAACGCCUUCUGCAGAAGCCCAGAUGGUGCAGUCGCUGGGCUUUGCAAUCUACCGGGCCUUGGACUGGGGCCUGGACGAGAACGAGGAGCGGGAGCUCAGCCCCGACCUGGAGCGCCUCAUUGACCUGAUGGUCAACAGCGACUCGGAGGACAGCAGCUGCGGCACGGCGGACGAAGGCUAUGGCGGCCAAGAUGAGGAGGACGAGGAGGAGGAAGAGGCGGCGGCGGCGGCCAGGGGGGCCCUGCGCGCCGUGCGCACCUUCCGCCAGGUCAUGCGGCUCUGCACAUCGAGGCUCAGCCAGCCCCAGGAGGCCCAGGCGCACUACCAGGCGGUCUGCCGGGCCCUGUUCCUGGAGACGGUGGAGCUGAAGGCCGCCUUGGCCAAGAUCCAGGAGACCAAGGAGAUGUUGACGAAACUGAAGAAUGAAGACGAGGAGCUGAGAGACCGGUCAGUUGCAGACCUGGACAACCUGAGGAACACCGACUGGGCCCGGCUCUGGGUCCAGCUCAUGCGGGAGCUGCGCAACGGGGUCAAGCUCAAGAAGGUCCAGGAGAAGCAGUUCGACCCCUUGCCCACCGAGUACCAGCUGACCCCCUUCGAGAUGCUGAUGCAGGACAUCCGGGCUCGGAACUACAAGCUCCGCAAGGUCAUGGUGGAUGGGGACAUCCCUCCGCGGGUGAAGAAAGAUGCUCAUGCGCUCAUCCUUGACUUCAUAAGAUCCCGGCCACCCUUGAGACAGGCUUCGGAGCGGCGGCUGCGGCCGAUUCCUCAGAGGCAACGGACGCUGCAUGAAAAGAUUUUGGAGGAGAUCAAGCAGGAGAGGAAGCUUCGUCCGGUUGAAGAGCGCUUCCAGAACCAGAAAGGGUUCGGAUCCGUGCCUUGCCUGGUGAAGGCCUGCUCCGGUGACGCCAAGUCCACCUCCUGCAUCAACCUCUCCGCCUCGGACUCGGGGACCCCGGUCCAGCAGCGCCAAAGACCCCGGAUCCUGCUGAAGGCCCCGACGCUGGCCGAGAUGGAGGAGAUGCUCACCUCCGAAGAGGAGGACUCUCCCGGGUCGGAGGCUUUGCAAGGUCUGGGGCUGAAGCGCGACCGCUCUUUUUCGGAGCAGGACCUGGCCCAGUUCCAGAGCGAGAGCCAGAGCAAUGCGCCGGACGCCGAGAACGACGGAUACAGCGGGUCCGAACCCAGGCCCCGCUCAGGUACCCCCUCCGAUGCAUGGACCAGAAUCCAGAACCCGGGAUCCGUCCCGGCCAGUUACCACCCGGCGGUCUCUUGCGGCUCCAGCCCCUUCCCGGCCAAGCAGGGCUUCCUCAGCUCCGUGGAUGAAAAGUCCGAGGCCGGAUCGGGACCCCCUCCUCCGGAGUCCAGCAUGAAAUACUUGUGGCUGCAAGAGUUCAGCCACCCGGAGAGCUUGGCCCUGACCGUGGAGGAGAUGGUCAAUGACCGGCGGGUGCUGGUCAAGGCCGAGAUGGAGAAGUUCCAGCAAAGCAAGGAGCUCUACAGCAGCAUGAAGAAGGGCAAGAUCUGUUGCUGCUGCAAGACCAAGUUUGCCCUCUUCUCCUGGCCGCCCACCUGCCUCUUCUGCAAAAGGUCUGUCUGUGGUUCUUGCAGCCUGAAGAUCAAGAUGCCUUCCAAGAAGCUGGCCCACAUCCCGGUCUAUGCCUUGGGCUUCGAGACCCUGCCGGGCUCAUUGGGGCCCAAGGCACCCCCUUUCCGGAAGAAGGAGACCUUCCACCCCUUGCAGGGCACCCGCUGGCGGAGCGUGGAGGAGGAGUUCCCCUACAUCUACGCCCACGGCUCGGUGCUCAAGGACGUCUGCUCCGACUGCUCCGGCUUCGUCACGGACGUGGUCAGCUCCAGCCGCAAGAGCGUGGACAUCCUCAACACCGCCACGCCCGACCGGAGGAGCCGCAAGACCCAGUCCCUCUACAUCUCCUCCAGCUAGGCCCCCGACACCAUGGCCCCCAUCGUCCCCAAGCCUUUGGGUCACAAUCUGCACCGAAAGAGGAGCUGGAGAGGAAGCGCCAACGUCUCUGCUUUCUUGCAUCCACUCCGACACCCAUCGUCCCCGUCUCUGCCUGUGCUGUGUCUCCAAUGCACCAGAGAGGGAAAGGAGUCAAAUUCUUUUUUGGGUUCGGAAAGGAAGCCUCAACCUCUCCGCUUUCUAUCUUCCUUGCAUCCACUCCGACACCCAUCAUCCCCACCCGCCUGCAUCUGUGUAUACGUCCGUGUAUAUAUAUACAUAUCGAUAGACACUCUAUAUUUAUUAUCCACGGAUCCACUUGCUCCUGUCUUUCCUCCCUUGCGCCCCAGCCCUCUGCACAUGCUCUAUGGAAAUGGAGAAGACCAAGAAUAGUGUUUUAUGUGUUGUCGAAGGCUUUCAUGGCCGGGAUCACAGGGUUGUUGUAUGUCUUUCGGGCUGUGUGGCCAUGUUCCAGAAGCAUUCUCUCCUGACGUUUCGCCCACAUCUAUGGCAGGCAUCCUCUCAGGCAUCCUCUCAGGCUUAAGCGGCUGAGAGGGAAAAGGAAAGGGCCUGAGAGGAUGCCUGCCAUAGAUGUGGGCGAAACGUCAGGAGAGAAUGUUUCUGGAACAUGGCCACACAGCCCGAAAGACAUACAACAACCCAAUAGUGUUUUAAAUGGGCUGCAUUCCUUUCAUUGGCGUAUGGAGAUUCUGGUCAAAUUCCCCUUUCUUCUUCCUUUCCUUCCCUCCCUUGGGCCCCAGCCCUCUGCCCAUGCUCUAUAAAAAUAAACUUUACCCAUGCUUUGGCCAGGUCAGGCUUCAAAGGAAGCAAUUGCUGUUUGUGCCAAUCUACUUGCCCAGCUUGUCGCUGUUUUCGUUGCCUCUGGACUUCAACACAUGCCUUACGGACCCUGAAAUAAUAAUAAUCCACAAUUAGACGGAAGGAGAAGAUUCCUCCUUGCCUCCCUCUUCCUUAGAAGUCCUCCCAGCAGCCGAUGUUUUAUACGCUGCCUGCACUGUAUAGAAUUGUAAAUAAAAUUGAAAGCGAACCAAA
Messenger RNA from Anolis carolinensis (green anole), 5162 nucleotides. RefSeq names its product protein spire homolog 2-like. The transcript is spliced from 17 exons. NCBI's taxonomy places the organism in Eukaryota, Metazoa, Chordata, Lepidosauria, Squamata, Anolidae. Gene Ontology annotation, molecular function: actin binding. Gene Ontology annotation, cellular component: cytoplasmic vesicle membrane; cell cortex. Gene Ontology annotation, biological process: establishment of meiotic spindle localization; cleavage furrow formation; actin nucleation. The record is from RefSeq and is a predicted model, not a curated record. The coding region runs from base 1860 to 4091 and encodes 743 amino acids.